AUGGCCGGACGGUGGGCGGCCAUGGUGGCGGUGCCCAUGGCGGUGGUCAUGGCGCUGGUGAUGUGGGUGAUGGUGAUGCAAGAAGAGAGAGAAGAGGCGGGAAACAACGUCAGGCAGAUGCUCAUGGCGCGUAGCAUCGAAAGGGCGGCGAUGGGAGCCAACGAGGCAUGGAACCGCCUGAGGGACCAUGAAGAUAUCUGGCACACGUCAAGGGAAACAGAGGAGGCGCCGCCCAUGGUCGAGACUCCUCGGAAGUUUGAUAUCCCACCACUCAACAACCAGCCAGAGAGGAGCGAUCUGCAGUACUGGAGCACCACCCAGCAACCGACUCCUGUAUGGGUCGACCUUCCUGAGGUACUGUCGAAUCCUCCUCCGGGUGAAGAGGGGCCCGACGGGGAGCCUCCAUCGAGCGGGUCGUCGGUUGUGAGAUGGGGGGCUCCUGUGGUGCGGAAGGUGCCGGAGAAGCUGCUGGAUCAGCUCAGGAGGAUGAACCACCUCAUCCAGAAGGUGAAGGAGUCAAACGAGAUGUCAAAGCUGCUGCUGGACGAGGAGGAGAGGACGAUGGAGGAGCUGAGGGAGAUUCAUCAGGAGCAUGUCGACGAGCAAGUCAAGGCUCUAGACACAGAGAAGGCCGUCAUCAGCAACAGGCUGAACAUCCUCAAGCCUCUUCCAGGUCCUCCUGGUAUCGAGGGCGAUCAAGGGCUUCCAGGGUUGGACGGCACACCAGGAGCACCUGGAAUGUAA
Molecule: messenger RNA, 744 nt
Organism: Guillardia theta CCMP2712
Lineage: Eukaryota; Cryptophyceae; Pyrenomonadales; Geminigeraceae
Exons: 1
Coding region: 1-744 (247 amino acids)
Source: RefSeq, a predicted model, not a curated record